Messenger RNA from Myripristis murdjan (pinecone soldierfish), 2431 nucleotides. Its product is annotated as T-cell acute lymphocytic leukemia protein 1. The record is from RefSeq and is a predicted model, not a curated record. The transcript is spliced from 4 exons. Gene Ontology annotation, biological process: regulation of transcription by RNA polymerase II. Lineage: Eukaryota; Metazoa; Chordata; Actinopteri; Holocentriformes; Holocentridae. Gene Ontology annotation, molecular function: DNA-binding transcription factor activity, RNA polymerase II-specific; RNA polymerase II cis-regulatory region sequence-specific DNA binding; protein dimerization activity. The coding region runs from base 154 to 1311 and encodes 385 amino acids.
CACACACACGCUGCUCCACAACUGGCACUGAAAAAAAAAAGAAAAAAACCUCAGACAUGGAUGACCCACUCACAAAAUGGCUCCACAGUAGCCUAACAUCAACAACGCGGCAGGAACGGACAUUGUGGACUUGAGUGAGUCGUGAGUGUAAAAAUGAUGGAAAAACGACACCCGGAGCUUUGUCCUGCAAGUCCCGACGCAGAGUCCGGUCCUGGAAAGCGGGAGGACACCUCCAUAAUCUCCAGACUGAACGGAUGCAAGGAGGAUGAGGACCCGAGGAGGGAGGAGGGGGGAGAGGGGGGAGGGAGCUUCAAGGGGGUUGAGGAGACGGAUGACGUUCCUCUGCAGAACUCGAGCAACGGGACCAGCAUCAGCAUCAUCAUCAACGGCGUUGCCAAGGAAACUGCCUCUCACAACGCCCUUGACCUGAAAAGGGAAGUGCCGGUUAUCGAGCUCUCGAGGAGGGACGCUAUAAAAGCGGCGGAGCAGAGGAUUGAAAGCCAUUUGGUGCCGAUCACGGAACUUCGCAGACCUCCACCGCUGCCGCUGCCGCCGCCGCAACGAGACGACGCUCGAAUGGUCCAGCUGAGCCCAAACGCGUUUCCUGUCCCGGCCCGGACGAUGCUCUACAACCUGGCGCAACCUCUAGCCGCCAUCAACAGUCUCGGAGGGGAGUCUGAGCAGUACGGCAUGUACCCCAGCAACAGGGUAAAGCGCCGCCCGGCGCCUUACGAGGUUGAACUCGACGAGGGUAGGCGCAUUUUAGAUCUUUAUAAGUAUGCUGGUCAACCGAAGAUUGUGCGUCGGAUCUUCACUAAUAGUCGUGAACGCUGGCGGCAGCAGAAUGUAAACGGGGCGUUUGCGGAGCUUCGCAAACUCAUCCCCACUCACCCUCCGGACAAGAAGUUGAGCAAGAACGAGAUCCUGCGGCUCGCCAUGAAGUAUAUCAGUUUCCUCUCCAACCUUCUGGAGGACCAGGAUGGAGGGAGGAAUGUUGGCAGCACCACCGAUGGAGAGACAGGGCUGCUUGUUGGGGUUGGGGCUCAUGAUGGGGGCCCCCAGGGCGGACCACAUCAGGACACAGUGGUGGGCUUGGCGAGGGACGAUCUCCUGGAGACCAUGUCACCAGGCUCCAGCUGUGGAAGCCUGCCUGAUGGCGAUGGUGAGGGCAGUCCUGAAAGUUUUACGGAGGACCAGGACUCACCACCGGCUCCAAGAACUCUAACGGCUACACGUGGACCACCACUACAUCUAGCUGCUAGGGAUCUGAGGCGCAAUGGACGACCGUUAGAUGGCUCUAGUCGCCGAUGAUGCUGAUGCCAAUGACAUAGACAGAAAACCUGAGAAUGCAAGAGAACAAUGAGAUGGACCGUAAAAGAGAGAUGGAUACACUCAGGAUCCCAUUAGCUUUGAGUCUUCAGUGUAGAAAGGAGAUUCAGGCUCUACGUAGCCAGAUAGCGGUGUCCAAAAUGGAUCAUGAGUAUGUUCCUGCCUCCAUAACGACAUUUGUGGCAGUAUCGGUGGAUAGCUUGGUGUGGUUUUGAAUUUGACCCAACAAAAGACUUGUAAAUUCUGCAUGUCUCAUGUCUUUGACCAACCUGCAGAUAAGGACUCCCAAUAUUCUGUGUUAUGAAAGUCCAAAUACUGGAUAUCCUUAAAAAAAAAAUAACAAAAAACUAAGCAAACACAGCAAAACAAAAUAAUAUAAAACAAACAAUAAAGGAUUGUCAAUUUUUUAUGUUUAAAUUUUAAACCGUUCUUGAGUAUUGCUACCAUAAAUUAUGACAAGGCACAGCCAGGAGAGAUUUAGCAUGUCAGCCUGUCCUGAGAAUGCCGCAAGUCUCCGCUAUGGGUCUAAAUCUUUCAUCAGUGGGGAUAUUUAGUCCAAUUUAAUUCUGGCCAAAAAUUGCAAAGUGUGAAACAAUAACACACAUGUUUUUUGCCUUAGCUGGAGGCCAUAAUCUAAUAAAACAUUGGUCAUACCAUGCAGUUAUACCCAGUCGAUUUUCUACUGUAAAUAGCAUUAUAUUUCCACUACACAAUGUAUUGACAGUGACUCAAGUUCAAGUAAUGUGGUUAAGACGUACCGUAGUGUGUUUGUUAACGGGUUUACUAGCGAAUGUCUUUUAGAGGACAGGAAAGGAGAAGAGAUGAGAGGGAACUCAAAAUGUCAACUGAGAAAUUCAACGUAUUACAUCGAAUGUGGUACCAUUUACUUCUGUUGGUCUUUGGUGACGAGAAAAUCCCACCACGGCAGCAGACAGUCAAAUAAACAGUUUCACAGCCUGAAGAUGAAUAAAACUAUUUGAAUUUGCUGUGGAGGUACAAGACAUGCAGUGUUUCUUAAAGUGUACAAUAUAUGGGUCAUAUGAAAUCAUGAAAUGACUCAUGCAGUCCUUUUUUUAUAUGAAUGUCUAUGUUUCCGUGUUUU